UGGUUCCCCCCACUAUCUCAAUCCCUUUCCUCUCAGGACUCUAUGGCUUCCUGAUUCCCUGUUGCUUUUCUUUCCCCUCUCCUUGAUCCACCUCUUUUCCCUGCUACCCUCCCCCAAACCCCUCACAGUGAUUUCCCUCUCCUCACAGGCCCUGCUGUCCCCUCCCAAUUCUUCCACUUUUUUUGCGCCUGUGAUGCUCCUGUAAAUAAGUUCUUCACUGUCCCGUGCAUACAUGUACUUGAGCACAUAACAAUUAACUUCACUUUGACUUCCUUUUCCCUAACUCUCCUGAUCUACUUCUGCUCUUUGUUCCCCUGUUCCCAGAGGGGCCUCUGUUCCCCUGCAUUCCUUCUCCCUUAGGAUUUCCCACUGAUUUACCUACAGCCCCCCAUUCCUCCCUCCCAGGGAGGUUGAGUAUGCUGGGGCUUUCCUCUUUGGAGGAUGAGAGGUGACUUGAUAGAGGUGUACAAGAUGAAUAAGAGGCAUAGCUGGAGUGGACAGUCAGAGACUUUUUCCCAGGGCUACAAUGGCUAACAUGAGGGGGCCCAAUUUUAAGGUGAUUGAAGGAAAGUAUAAGGCGAAUGUCAGAGUGUGUACGACCCAUGCUGUCCCUGCCCUCCUGGUGUUUGAUAGGACAGUGUUGAGCUGGCUUUGUAUCUAACCUGCGUUGAAUCAGUACCUUCGAGAGGUUUGCAAGUGCCUGGUGAAAGGUUUGUUGAUAACUGAAGCAAACAUGUCUUCAUGGAGUGAGAAGCUGAAUGCCGACCUAUCUGGGGCGAUGGAUGGCAGUACCAUGAAGAAGUAUCGGCGUGAGGCUUACCAUCGAGUUUUUGUUAACCGCAGUCUGGCCAUGGAGAAGAUCAAGUGCUUUGGAUUUGACAUGGACUACACCCUAGCAGUGUACAAGUCUCCUGAAUAUGAGUCUCUGGGUUUCGACCUGACUGUCGAACGCCUAAUCUCCAUUGGGUAUCCUCAGGAGCUGGGCAACUUUGUCUAUGACCCUACGUUCCCAACCAGAGGCCUGAUUUUUGACACGUCGCACGGGAACUUGCUGAAGGUUGAUGCCUACGGGAACAUCCUGGUCUGUGCCCAUGGGUUCAACUUCAUGAAGGGGCCAGAAAUCAGAGAACAAUACCCAAACAAAUUUAUUCAGAGGGAUGACACUGAACGGUUCCACAUCCUCAACACCCUCUUCAAUCUUCCUGAGACCUACCUGUUUGCUUGCCUGGUUGAUUUUUUCACCAAUUGCCCCCGAUACACAAGCUGUGAGACCGGAUUUAAAGAUGGGGACCUCUUCAUGUCCUUCAAGAGUAUGUUUCAGGAUGUGCGGGAUGCUGUCGACUGGGUCCACUAUAAGGGAUCUUUGAAAGAGAAGACUUUAGAAAACCUGGAGACCUAUGUUGUUAAAGAGCCCAAACUGCCGCUGCUGCUCAGUCGGAUGAAUGAAGUUGGCAAAGUGUUUCUGGUCACCAACAGCGACUACAAGUACACCAAUAAGAUCAUGACCUACAUGUUUGACUUUGGACACGGCCCCAUGCCUGGAACCCCUCACCGACCCUGGCAGUCAUACUUUGACCUGGUUGUGGUGGAUGCUCGGAAGCCACUGUUUUUCAGUGAGGGAACGGUUCUGCGACAAGUGGACAAGUCAACUGGCCACUUGAAGAUUGGCACACACACGGGACCUCUCCAGCACGGCAUCGUGUAUUCCGGAGGUUCUUCGGAUAUUAUGGGGGACCUUCUGGGGGCAAAAGGCAAAGACAUCCUCUACAUUGGCGAUCACAUCUUUGGUGACAUCCUGAAAUCCAAGAAGCGGCAGGGCUGGAGGACGUUCCUGGUCAUCCCAGAACUCGCACAAGAGCUGCAUGUCUGGACAGACAAGAGCACCCUGUUUGAGGAGUUGCAGAGUCUGGAUGUGUUUCUGGCAGAACUCUACAAACACUUGGACAGCAGCAGCAAUGAGCGCCCUGAUAUCAGUGCCAUUCAGAGACGCAUCAAGAAAGUCACUCAUGACAUGGACAUGUGCUACGGGAUGAUGGGCAGCCUGUUCCGCAGUGGCUCCCGGCAGACGCUCUUUGCCAGUCAGGUCAUGCGCUAUGCAGAUCUCUAUGCAGCCUCUUUCAUCAACCUACUGUACUACCCCUUCAGUUACCUCUUUCGUGCUGCCCAUGUCUUGAUGCCCCAUGAGUCGACUGUGGAGCACAGCCAUGUUGAUAUUAAUGAUGUCGAGUCUCCAAUGGCAACACGUAACCGCUCGACCAGCUCCAUGGAUAUUAAAGAUACUGAAUUCAAAAGGCACCAACUGACCAGAUCAAUCAGUGAGAUCAAACCUCCUAACCUUUUCCCACAAACUCCACAAGAGAUUACACAUUGCCACGAUGAAGAUGACGAUGAGGAGGAGGAGGAGGAGGAGUAGCAGCAAUGAAACUUGAUCCUGAUCCCACCCCAUGGAACUGAGGAACGGUUUGAGGCUUGCACAAUGAAGAUUGGUGAUCUGGUUCACACUGGUGAUCAUUGUGACAUACAAAGGGACAAGAGUUGGUUUUAAUCCUGGAAAAUAAUGGCUGAAUGAUACUGACUUUUUCCAUUUUUCUAAGUGAUUUGGCAAUUAUACCGAUGUUUGCAUAACGGGUCAGAAGUUUGCAAUGGAUAUGGGAGACAGCUGAAUAGUGUGUCACUUCUGUGAUGACCUGGUUUGAUGUUUGAGAAGGAAGUGAUUGCAUGAUUCAGCCUGUAUCCCUUGAUCCCUGAUUUAAUGCAGCACAAGGUACAGAGAAAAUGCUUGUGACAACUUGUGAAUGCAAGUCCCCAUGCUUCAAUAAUUUGAACCUCAUGGAUCUGUUUAGUGGGCCCUGCUUGUUUAUGAGGGUUUGGAUGUAUUGGUGUGUGGUGUAAUCAGAUUUAAAUAUCUAUUUUAAUCAAAGCACAAACUAGUUGGUGUUCACCCAGAAUAAGUCGUGACAGACCAGGCCAGUGGGGGGGAUGGCAGUCCCAUCCUUCACUGAUGCUGUUUAUCCAUUGUGCUUUAUGACUAUGCAAAGUAGAAGUUGCAGAAUGCACCAAGGGCCAACAUGGAAUCGCUGCUGAAGCUCGGUUAUACUUUAGUAAGGUGCCUCCUACAUUUCCUGGUUGAACUGAGCCUCUGCUCAGGAAUUGUAUUGUGAGCAGAAUAGGAAAGCCAGGCUGCAGCUUUCUCUGAGGAACCAGUCCAUGGUCCUCAGUGCAUUAAAACAAUUGUGUGUCGAGUUGACCGUUUCAUUCAGUCCAGUCCCUGGACGAAAUUUAAACAUUCCCAGUAGAUUAGAGGGAACUUCUGUUUCAGACCCCGGGGGAGUGUGUGACAGGAUGGUGUGGCGGGAGCUUCACUUCGUUACCUCACCUUGAUAAUAACUUUUCACCUAAAAUUCAUUGUGCUACGAGCAAGGAGGUACAGGAUGACAGUGACUGAGCCAUUCCACAGCAGCAGGCUGGUUUGCUUGGACAAUUUGUCACUGGGUGUAUUGGGUUGAUCAGCUCAGGCCCUGCAUAAUCAAUAGGACAAGAGCAACCUUGUCCUGUCAGCCAGUUCACAGCACAUGAUGCUGACGUGGGUAGUUCUGUUUUAGAUAAAGAGUCAGAUUGGGCUCACUCUGUGCCUUGUUUAGUUUCCCUGUAUCCUAAUUUCCUUGAGUUUAAGGUAGUGAUAAACUAACAACUAGGCAUCUGAAUUCCAAAAAUUUGCAACAUUGUGAUAUUCUCCUAAUCAGUCAUAAAUGCCCUCUUCUACAUUGUGUGAAAAUUCAUAAGUUCUGGUCCCAGAGGAAUCUCUCAUCUGGGCAUGGCCUUGUCACCAGUGUUUGAUUGCUGUAAAAUCGUGAGUAAUUUCAGUAUUCUGCAGCGUCUGCCACUGAAGCAGUAUGGUUCUUCAGUGGGCCUACAAACACCUGUAGGGGCUGUUCAUUUAACACCUGGUUUUGACUUUGCAAAGUUAUAGCUGAUUACAUCUUUUCAGCUGUUUGUCAGUGAAGCUGGGCAGCAAGGCACUGCUCUUACUGGGUGGCUUUAGGAAAAGCAAAGCCAGCUAGCAUGGACAGCACAUCUUCAGACCCUUGUUUAAAUCUCCUCACAGCAGAACCGAUGAAAACAGCAACUGUGCAAUUCAGUAGCAUGUGGAAAGGAAAUGUGGGAGAACCAUUUCAGAGCAAGAUUUGUUGAUCAUCAAAAUUGCACAGAAGCCUGGGCCUGUAGCUUCUAGCCCAGGCCCAGUACACACUGAACAUACUGCAGACUCUGGGUUUUCCUUGAGUAAUCUGUUCCGAUUUCCUUUUCCACUGUAAAAAUGUAUCUGAUUCCAUUUCUAAAAUAAAGGAUGAAAUAUGCAGUG
This is a messenger RNA of Pristis pectinata (smalltooth sawfish), 4360 nucleotides long. RefSeq names its product cytosolic purine 5'-nucleotidase. Lineage: Eukaryota; Metazoa; Chordata; Chondrichthyes; Rhinopristiformes; Pristidae. The transcript is spliced from 19 exons. Gene Ontology annotation, molecular function: 5'-nucleotidase activity. Bases 734 to 2413 code for a protein of 559 amino acids. The record is from RefSeq and is a predicted model, not a curated record.